CAGACGCGUCACCACUUCCGGUUAGCCGCGAUUACUUUUUGUCAUCCGAUUGUCGUCCGACUUUUUGCGGCACCGUUGUGGAAGGAGUGCGCAAGUGUUCAAAAUGAGCAAAAGUGCGAAAUCUGGCGGCAUGCCUGAAGUGGAGGAACACAUUUCCACAAAAUACGAGAUAAAGAAAAGACUUGGCAAAGGGGCGUACGGCAUCGUUUGGAAGGCGGUGGACAGGCAAACGGGAGAAAUUGUGGCGGUGAAGAAGAUUUUCGAUGCCUUCAAAAACAAGACAGAUGCUCAGCGGACCUUUCGAGAAGUCAUGUUACUGCAGGAGUUUGGCGAUCACCCCAAUGUGGUCAAACUCCAAAAUGUCAUCCGGGCACAAAAUGACAAAGACAUUUAUCUCAUCUUUGAAUACAUGGACAGUGACCUGCAUGCAGUGAUAAAGAAAGGAUCACUACUGAAGGACAUCCACAAGCAGUACGUCAUGUACCAGCUGCUCAAGGCGGUCAAAUAUCUGCACUCGGGGAACGUCAUCCACCGGGACCAAAAGCCUUCCAACGUGCUGGUGGACUCAGACUGCGUGGUCAAGCUGUGCGACUUCGGCUUGGCCCGAUCGCUCAACCAAGACCAGGAGGAUGCCGAAAACCCAGCGCUGACGGAGUACGUGGCCACCAGGUGGUACCGAGCCCCCGAGAUCCUGCUGGGGUCCACCAGGUACACGAAGGGCGUGGACAUGUGGAGCCUGGGCUGCAUCCUGGGCGAGAUGUUGCUGGGAAAGGCCUUGUUCCCCGGAACGUCAACCAUCAAUCAGAUCGAGAGGAUCAUGGGGGCCAUACCGCACCCGUGUCCAGAAGAUAUCCUCGCCGUCAAGUCUGAAAUUGGGUCGUCGGUCAUUCAGAGAAUAUUACACAAGCCGCAAGUUCUUUUAGAGGGGCUCCUACAGGUGUCUGCGCCCCCCGACGCCCUGGACCUCCUCAAGGGUUUGCUGGUCUUCAACCCUGACAAGAGGCUGACUGCGGAAAAAGCCCUCCGGCAUCCUUAUGUAGCCAGGUUCCACAAUCCGGGCAAGGAGCCGUCGCUCAACUACGACGUAGUUCUGCCACUGGACGACGACGUGCAGUUAUCAGUGGAGCAGUACCGCAACAAAUUAUACGAGAUGAUUCGAGAGAGGAAAAGCCAUCAGGGAAUGCUGCGGCUCUUCCAACCCACAAAGGUCGCGACCGUCAGGGAUGGCCGAAAGGAGGUUGGAGACGACAAAAGGGACGCAAAGCCCGAAGGUGAAAGUCCACGCCAGGCAGAGAACGCGUCGCCGCCGCCUCCUGCGGACAAGCCGGACCCUUCAGGGAACCCCCACCCGGGCAGAUGCACCUAUAACCCCAUCACGCACACCCCAAAUGGCUUCCUUCACUCAAACGCGGCCGGCAUCAGAGGCGCAAGACAGAGGAGCAACAGUGCCACCUCGUCGCCAACAGAGGGCAACAGAGCUAACACAUCCAUGGACCAGAUUAUCCAGCGCGGUCGCUCGGCCCCGGCGCACCCAAACCGGGCUUUCUCCCUGGCAUUCACCCAUUCUCAGAACAACCUGCUGGUACGCAAGCACGAAUCGCCUCCGGGACUGAGCAUCGCCAACGCUAACCCGAACCAGCACUCAGGCUCUCAAGCCCGCGAUGGACGACCGGCGCCGCGCUUCAGCAAGAAGGUUUUCCAGAACAACUGCAACGUGGCGGCGGCGGGUGACCCACGCGCAAAGCUGGGCAGCUACUGCCAGGCGUACGGAACCAUCAGCAAGACCGAGCUGGACAACCUGCUUCAGGCGCGAACAUGCAACCAAUAGUGUGUUAUGCCCUAACGGCAGGGAUGCGGGGAGAGGGGGGGGGUGGUCCUGCUUCAUCAAGGACAUCUUAAAGAGACCAAUUCUUCUCAAGGUGGUUUCAUAAGAAGAAAGGACAAUUUAUCAAACCUUUGUGAGAGAGGAAAAUGAAAUUUCUGAUCAAUUAGCAUGUUGACAACAAUUUUUGACCUUUGUGAGAAGACCAUGAGUUUUUUACUUUUGUGAGAAUACCAUGGAUGGCCUCUAUGAAUGAGUAGAACAUUACCUGUAUUGUUAAUAAAAUGUUUGCGAUGGCAA
This is a messenger RNA of Syngnathus acus (greater pipefish), 2122 nucleotides long. RefSeq names its product mitogen-activated protein kinase 15 (gene mapk15). The record is from RefSeq and is a predicted model, not a curated record. Lineage: Eukaryota; Metazoa; Chordata; Actinopteri; Syngnathiformes; Syngnathidae. Gene Ontology annotation, biological process: protein phosphorylation; intracellular signal transduction. Bases 104 to 1828 code for a protein of 574 amino acids. The transcript has 14 exons. Gene Ontology annotation, cellular component: cytoplasm; nucleus. Gene Ontology annotation, molecular function: MAP kinase activity; ATP binding.